Messenger RNA from Gloeophyllum trabeum ATCC 11539, 771 nucleotides. RefSeq names its product class I glutamine amidotransferase-like protein. Bases 8 to 757 code for a protein of 249 amino acids. The record is from RefSeq and is a predicted model, not a curated record. The transcript is spliced from 7 exons. NCBI's taxonomy places the organism in Eukaryota, Fungi, Basidiomycota, Agaricomycetes, Gloeophyllales, Gloeophyllaceae.
GACGACGAUGACUGCCCGAAUCCUGCUGUUUUCCGCCACCAAAGGCUACCGGCACGACUCGAUUCCUGCCUCGAUUGAGGCGCUGAAGAAGAAGGGACCGUCUAUCAACGUCGAGUUUGACGAUACGGAGGACACCACUCAAUUCCGGGAUGACAUACUGACAAAGUACGACGCUGUGAUUUUUCUGAACAGCUGUGGGGAUGUCCUGGACGACGAGGGAAUAGCGGCGUUCCAGAGGUACCUGGAUAGCGGAGGGAACUUCGUCGGCAUCCACUGCGCCGCCGCGACGUGCGAGAACGCGCCCUGCGUGGGCAAGGAGCUCGGGGCGUACUUUGAUUACCAUCCGCCGCUCCAAGAGUCGGUCGUGGAAGUCAUCGACAAAUCGCACCCCAGCACCGCACAUCUGCCAGACAAAUGGCGGGUGCUGGACGAAAUGUACAACUUCAAGUCGGACCCCCGCGAGGUCGGCGCCAAAGUCAUCAUCACCGCCGACGAGACCAGCUACGAAGACCCAGGACCCAGGAAGUUCGACCAUGGCUCACCGCACCCCAUCGCGUGGUACCAAGAACGCGGCGCGGGCGUCCAGCCAGGCGGCACCGCCGGCCGCAGCUUCUUCACCGGCCUUGGGCACUCCAUCGAGAUCUGGUCGGACGAGACGUUCCUCUCACAUGUGCUAGGCGGGAUCGCCUGGACGCUGCAGUUGGGCACUACGCGCGCUUUCAACCCGGCUGCCAAGGUGGGGAAUGCGGGCAAUUGACGGAUGGUGGUGCG